AUGGCUGAACAUGAAUGCAAUGGUAGCUCUGAUGACUUAGUUCAGUUAACUAAAACAGCUGAAAACAUAGUACGGUGUUUUAUAUAUCGAAUGCUAGAAAAAGUUAUAAAUAAAUCCUCUUGUGAAGAAAACUUUCGAUUGCAUUUUUCUUUACUUCCUGAACCUGUUCUUUGUGAGAUAAGAGCUGUUAAAGAAUAUCUGUGUAAAUGUGAAAGUUCUUACUCAACUGAAAAAGAUUCCUGGUUUAUACACAAGGCAGUUCAAAUUCUUGAGGAGCAAGGUGGCAUAGCAAUUCAAAAAUAUCAUCAUGCGUUUCUUAGUUUAAUUAAUCAGUUACAAAUAACAGAUGAAUAUAAUUUUGCUUAUACUCAGUUUGUUGAAGUUGCUAAAAAACUUUUUGAGAAUGACAACAUUGCAUGGAGUCAUAUUGUUUCCUUGAUAUGUUUUGGUGUAGAAAUUUCUGUUUACAUAGUCGAGCAUGGCAAAGUAGGGCUUGCAUCAUUUUUAAAAAAGAUAUGCAGUUUUAUUGUGGACUUUAUUGUAAAAGAAGAAAUUUUGCAGUGGAUUGCACAACAUGGUGGAUGGAUUAAAAUGAUUGAUUUUUUUGAUGAUCCAAACUGUCAGUUUCGUACUAAUCAUAUCUUGGCCGCUAUGGCAAUAUCUGAACUAACUAAAAUUGAAGUAUGGCUUCAACGUUUUUUUGUGGCUUCACUGGUUUCAGGAAUAAUUGUUAUUGCUUGGAGAAAAUGGCAUCAACCCUAA
Molecule: messenger RNA, 762 nt
Organism: Hydra vulgaris (swiftwater hydra)
Lineage: Eukaryota; Metazoa; Cnidaria; Hydrozoa; Anthoathecata; Hydridae
Product: bak-like 2
Biological process (GO): extrinsic apoptotic signaling pathway in absence of ligand; intrinsic apoptotic signaling pathway in response to DNA damage; regulation of apoptotic process
Cellular component (GO): mitochondrial outer membrane
Molecular function (GO): protein homodimerization activity; protein heterodimerization activity
Source: RefSeq, marked predicted